Messenger RNA from Haliotis rufescens (red abalone), 837 nucleotides. RefSeq names its product growth/differentiation factor 6-A-like. The transcript has a single exon. The record is from RefSeq and is a predicted model, not a curated record. Lineage: Eukaryota; Metazoa; Mollusca; Gastropoda; Lepetellida; Haliotidae. Gene Ontology annotation, cellular component: extracellular region. The coding region runs from base 1 to 837 and encodes 278 amino acids. Gene Ontology annotation, biological process: BMP signaling pathway; SMAD protein signal transduction. Gene Ontology annotation, molecular function: growth factor activity; type I activin receptor binding; cytokine activity.
AUGACACAAAAGAAUGUAAGAAAGAGAGUCGAGCUAUCGUUCAAGAUUCCUAGUCUACCUGAGAACGAACGUCUCCGAUUAGCUGAGUUCCGGUGCAGACGCUCUGUAUCUCCUUUAAAGAAGUACAGGGUCAAGGUCAUCAUUCGCAAGGGAGAGAAUAUCGCACGAAAAGCUAACAUCAGCGUCAAACCUAUUACACAGGGUGAAUAUUAUGUAUUUGACAUCAGUCGAGCCAUUAAUACCUUCAUCAACGGUUACCACGGUGACGCCACCAUUCAUGUGGAAAUACCACGGACAUUCUCCAGAACUCUUUUGAAAACAGCAUCCGAAACUUAUGGAUACUUACUUGUAUUUUAUUUGGAAAAUCGCCACUUUCUUCAAAACCUUUUGGAAACCUACAAAGUCGAAGAGCAUUCCACUUUUGAUGGAUUAGGUAAUAUAGCAUCACGCGCUAAAAGAUCAGCACAUGCCACAAGCAGACGUCGAGAUCGCAAGAACAGACGAUGGAACAAGUCAGGGAAGAAACAAGGCUGUCGUCUGUACGACUUUAACGUGGACUUCAAGACGAUCGGCUGGGGACAGUGGAUCAUCCACCCGACACGCUUCAACUCCAAAUUCUGCCACGGAAACUGUCCCUCCCCCAUCGACAUCCGAUUCAAACCCACCAAUCACGCCAUGCUGCAGUCACUCAUGAGAAGCAAGCGCUCCAACGCCGCUCCCGACCUGUGUUGUGUCCCAACCAAACUGGAACCUCUCAGCAUGAUGUACGUGGAGGAUGGCGAAGUUGUUGUACGUCAUCACGAGGACGUGAUCGCCUCUGAAUGUGGAUGUCGAUGA